Varanus komodoensis (Komodo dragon) is the source of this 2460-nucleotide messenger RNA. RefSeq names its product coagulation factor IX (gene F9). Gene Ontology annotation, biological process: zymogen activation; blood coagulation. The record is from RefSeq and is a predicted model, not a curated record. Gene Ontology annotation, molecular function: calcium ion binding; serine-type endopeptidase activity. Gene Ontology annotation, cellular component: extracellular region. NCBI's taxonomy places the organism in Eukaryota, Metazoa, Chordata, Lepidosauria, Squamata, Varanidae. The coding region runs from base 38 to 1408 and encodes 456 amino acids. The transcript is spliced from 8 exons.
GGGCACACCAGCCAGGCAGUUGCAUCCUUUGGGGGAAAUGGCGAGCAGCUCCCUUGCUGUGGCCAUUGGUCUGCUGGGAUGUCUCAUCCACACCGACUGUGCAGUUUUUGUCAACCAAGAAAAGGCAAGCACUGUUUUAUACCGACAUAGAAGGUACAAUACUGGACGGCUGGAGGAAGUGGUCCCAGGGAACCUGGAGCGGGAGUGCAUGGAAGAGAAGUGCAGUUAUGAAGAAGCCAGAGAAGUCUUUGAAAAUGACCAGAAAACGAUGGAAUUUUGGCGUUUCUACCUUGAUGGAGAUCAGUGCACUUCAAAUCCCUGUCAGAACGGAGGCACGUGCAAAGACGACAUCAGCAACUACGUCUGUUGGUGCCCUGCUGGGUACGAAGGCAGGAACUGUGAAUUAGAUGCUACCUGCUCAACUAGGAAUGGUGGCUGCAAACAGAUAUGUAAGAAUGGCCCGACGGGGACAGCUGUCUGCUCUUGUGCUCCGGGAUACAGACUGAUGGAUGACAAUAGGAGAUGUGAACCAACAGUCCCCUUUCCGUGUGGAAGGAUCACAUCUCCAGAGGCGCUGAACGAUAAAAGCACCCGUGCAACAAACACUAUCGAUGACUGGAUCAUCCAUCCCAACGCUACCGAUGAGGAUGAAGAGUCGGUCAAUUCGAUCCAGAUCGUUUCUAGGAAAAGCAACCGUACUCGAGUGGUUGGUGGCCAGGACAGCAAGAAGGGAGAAGUUCCUUGGCAGGUUUAUCUGCGCAAUUCUGAAGGAAAAGGCUUCUGUGGAGGGUCCAUCAUCAAUGAAAAGUGGAUUGUCACCGCUGCACACUGCCUUAUGCAGAACGUGAUUGAUAUUGUAGCAGGUGAACAUAAUGUGAAUUCUCCAGACCACACAGAGCAAGUUCGGCAGGUUUCAAGAGCCAUCCCUCACCCCACCUAUAACACGACAAACAUGUACCACAAUGACAUUGCCCUCCUCGAGCUGGCGUCGCCGCUGGAACUGAACCAUUACGUCACCCCGAUAUGCCUCGCCGACCGAGAGUUCACCAACAACCUGCUCCGGUUCGGCCUGGGCACGGUGAGCGGCUGGGGCCGGCUGACCCACCAAGGGAGGAUGGCGAGCGUCCUGCAAGUUCUGCGGGUUCAGUUCAUCGACCGGCUGACCUGCCUGAGAAAUACCCGGUACAGCAUCACGCCCUUCAUGUUCUGUGCGGGUGUCCCGGCCGAAGCAAAGGACACCUGCCAGGGGGACAGUGGAGGACCGUAUGCAACAGACCUCGAGGGCACUUGGUUCCUCACAGGAAUAACCAGCUGGGGUGAGCAGUGUGCUCAGAAGGACAAGUAUGGUGUCUACACCCGAGUUGCCAAGUACAUGAAGUGGAUAAGAGACACGACGAGGCUUAGAUGAAUUCAGAGCCAGUCCAAGCAAAUUCUGCUCCUUUUCUGAGUAGACGGAUAAGCAUUCAACCCCAUUUUCAACUCUGACAUGGUUUCACACAGGUUUCUUUUAGAAAAUGGUUUACAUGGGAAUUGCUACCUGGGAGAGUCAGGAAAAUGAGUCAUGAGCUCAGUGAGUGGGAUUGCUUGGCUCGAAUUGUGGAAACCAACAUGCAAGGACCGUAAGGUUGAGUCUUCAACAGGUCCUAUCUGCUUAAGUACCGUGUUGUGUUGUGCUUUGAAGCACCUACAAACACGUCUGUUGUGAAGGGAAAUGCCAGGGUCAUAAUGCCGCUUAGGAAAUUAGCAUAGCAAAUGCAUUGAAAGGCAAAAUUGGCACUCGGUGCACCCCUGUAUGAAGGAGACAGUGAAACAUAAAUAAAAAGACAACAUGAAAAAGAAAACACCUGUAUUGCACUGAAUUUGAGCAGCACAGAACCCUCCAUAUGACAUGAAGUGCUUUCAUAUAUAUUUUUCUUUAUUUAUCAAUGUUGAUAAUUCCUCUUAAAUAUAGAUUUAACACAUUUUUACAAGAACAUUUACAAUAUAUUUUAAAUCUCUAGGCAGGGGAAGGGAUUCCCUCCUCCAGUAAAGCUUGGACUAUCAUAUAUGUUAACUGGUGACCCUGUUUACUUUUAAGAUGUCAUCACCAAUUUGUGCAAAGUUUUAGAAGUCCAACAGUGCAAUUCUGUACAUUUCUAUGCAGAAGUGAGCCCAACAGCCUACUUUCAGGUACGUGGGUAUCUGAUUGCAGCCAAAGACAGCACGUUCAGAUUAACAGAACUAGCUCUAUUCAGGGAAAUGUGUAAGGUACAGAACAAAGAAGUCAAGAUCGAAAGUCCAAGAUGUGUUACUUGCCUUGUGAUUGCUAAGAAAAGUAUUUCGAUAUGACCUUUUUUUAAAAAAAUUGACCUAUGGAGAGCAGGACUGGAUCUACGGUCAUUAACCUGAUUGGGUUCUAAUUUUGGAAUUUGUGUGUUAAGAAAUAUCUCUUCAAAUAUCUUAAUAAAUCUAUUAAGAAUC